Mya arenaria is the source of this 1868-nucleotide messenger RNA. RefSeq names its product E3 SUMO-protein ligase ZBED1-like. The coding region runs from base 1 to 1791 and encodes 596 amino acids. The transcript has 5 exons. NCBI's taxonomy places the organism in Eukaryota, Metazoa, Mollusca, Bivalvia, Myida, Myidae. The record is from RefSeq and is a predicted model, not a curated record. Gene Ontology annotation, molecular function: DNA binding; protein dimerization activity.
AUGGCGGACGGUGAAGAAGCAUUUGUUGCGUUAAUUAAACCAACUAAAGUAACUUCAAAGAUUUGGGACUAUUUUGGAAAUCCAGCGUACGACAGAAAUGGUAAACGGUCGGUAGACAGGGAAAAUGCUGUUUGUAGGCUAUGUAGAAAGAUGGUUAAGAACUGUAGAGGAACACAAAACAUGUGGUUCCACUUUGAAAGACACCACAAGGCUGAACAUGCAAAAAUAAGUAAACCAAAUGUGCCACAAAAUCCUGAAAUAAGCACUAAGCCCAUUGUUAAAAAUGAACCAGACAACAUGCCUACUAAAAGUCAGAAAACUGUUCCUGAAAUGUAUGCAAAAACACAACAUUAUCCACAAAAGUCGGAAAGGUCAACAGAAAUCACACAAGCUGUGGCAAAGUUCAUCGCCGGUGACCUACAGCCAUUAUCCGUAGUCGGAAAGGCAUACUUUAAGAACAUUUUGUCUGUGAUGGACCCAAAAUAUGAACUACCAUCUCGGAGAUAUUUCACAAUGAAUGUGAUACCAGAGAUGUACACAUCAGUUCGUACCAAUGUUGAACUGGAACUUAAAGAAUGUGAAAGUUUAGCUAUCACAACAGAUGGUUGGACAUCCCGUGCCUGUCAAAGCUAUCUUACAGUAACUGCACAUGGCCUUGAUUCUAACUGGAAGCAGCAUAAUCAUGUCCUUGCAACACGAAUGCUUGAUGUAUCCCAUACCGGGGUUAAUGUAGGUGAGGCCCUUGCCGGUGUUGUAGCCGAGUUUGGUUUGCAGAGACCAUCAGGUACAGCUGUUGUGACUGACAAUGCUGCAAAUAUGGACAUUGCAGCAAAAGCUGCCAUGCUCACUCCACAUGUGAAGUGUUUCGCCCAUACUGUGAAUUUGGCUUGUCAAAAGAGUGUCAAAGUUCAAGAAUUCCAACCACUUCUAACAAAAGUAAGAAGAAUUGUCGCAUUCUUUCACAAAUCAACUACAGCAACUGCUCUUCUGAAAUUGAACCAAAAAAACAAGGAGCUCAAACUAAUCCAGGAUGUGUCCACAAGAUGGAACAGUACUUAUGACAUGCUUCAAAGAUAUGUUGAUGAACAUGAAGCAAUCACAGCCACCCUGAGCUCCAGUGAACUAAGGAAAAAUGCGAAAGGCAUUGUGACCUUGAGUCCAGAUGAAAUUACAGAUCUUGAGGCGGUUAUCAAGGUCAUCUCAGAGAAUGAUUCUGAUCUCAUCAAGGCCAUGAAAGGUGCCAUUCGACAGGACAUGACUAAAAGGUACACACAAGUCGAGGUUGAAGAAUUCACGUGGAUGUGCACAGCACUAGACCCACGAUUUCGAUCACUCCCAGACCUGAGCAGUGAGAAACGAGAGGCGGUGUACACCAACCUGAUUGCUAAAACAGAAACUGUCAAAACACAGGUAAAAUCUGAGGUAUCUCCAGACGCAGCCACACCCAGUACCAGUACAACUACUGCCCUACCUGCCCUUCCAGCACUACCAGGCAUGACUGAUGAAAAUGCCAAUAAGGUGGACUUAGCAAUAGGUCUGUAUCGGGAGGUGGAGAAAUACCGCUCUGAGAUUGCAUCUCCAUUGGACACUGACCCCCAGGUAUGGUGGAGGAGUCAUGAGAAUGACUAUCCUAAUCUGAGCAGACUGGACAAGCACACCCUCCAUAUUCCAGCCACAUCUGUUGCAAGCGAGAGGGUCUUCAGUGUAGCCGGUGAUGUUGUGACUGCCACCCGAAGCAGACUGGCCUCAGACAUGGUGGACGUACUAGUGUUCCUAAAGCAUAAUUUGUGAAGUUUUGAACUUUCCUGUCAUCACGCAGCACGUUUGGUUUAGUUAUAAUACAGUGUUUGGUUAAUUAACAUUAUGAC